AUGUAUCUCUCCGUGGCAGCUCUCCUGGCACUCUUCGCCACCGCCGGUGCGGUACCAGUCGACACUGAAACAACCCUCCACUCCAUCUUGAACUCGACGCUGUCAACCAACAGCACUCGAGCACAGAACAACACCAACUUCUUGAGCCUGAGCACUCGUAGUCUCAAUGACACCUCUGCGUCGAACCACACGACAUUCUUGCUGAACAUUACGAACAACAACUAA
Pyricularia grisea is the source of this 225-nucleotide messenger RNA. RefSeq lists its product as uncharacterized. Lineage: Eukaryota; Fungi; Ascomycota; Sordariomycetes; Magnaporthales; Pyriculariaceae. The coding region runs from base 1 to 225 and encodes 74 amino acids. The record is from RefSeq and is a predicted model, not a curated record. The transcript has a single exon.